AUGGUAGAAAAGAAGUCAUAUCACGAUUCAGGCAUCGAUGAUGUAACGGCCAUGCCUGAUGAUGUUUACUACAGUGAUAUUACUUUGGAUCAAUCAUCCCAGGACGAUGAUAGCGAUUUGGAUGAGCUUGUGGCUAACGAGAUAUCACUACCUUCUCGGUCCUCUUUCAAUCGGCUACAAAGGAAACCGCGACGCGAACGUACUACAUCAUCCACAUUUUUAGCCUCUGCAUCAACAGGGAAACCAAAGUAUCAUCAACAACCACAUUAUGGAUCUGUACGGAUGUCACCGGAUGACGUAUAUCGCCAACAAGAAGCAAUGGAUAGCAGCAGACCAUUUUUUAUUUCCCGGGCUCUUCCUCCACCGCCGCCACCAUCACUUCCUUGUGCCAUUACUCAACGAUGCACAGCAGCCUCAUUUGCUUCCACCAAGCCAAUGAUACCUGCCAAAGGUAUUCUCAAGAAAGGGGCACCAGAAUCAUUACUAUCCAGCAAUCAACAAAUCCAACAGCAACAUCAAUUACACGCUGCUAGUGUUGAUUAUCUUUCGACUACCAAGGAUGAUAGUGAUGAUGAUGGCGACGCAUUAUUAUCCAGAGGUACCAGUGGUGGUACGAUGCGACGUAUCAAGAACAAGAUCCGUCAUUAUAUCUUAGCACAUAAACACAACAACAACCGAUCAUCACCACCGCCUUGUGAAGGUUGCCCAUCCACUACAUCUGGUAUCUCUGUGGUCUCUGCCAAUAGCACCAACCGGCAACAAGUUGUCUUCCAAAAGAAAAAGGUUAGAUACAACAAGAUGGUGCUUGUACAAGAUACCUAUGCCUCCUACGAAUACGAUCGAUCACCCGAUCCACAGUCCUCCUGCAUGCGUCUUACGCAGGAAUACGUGGAUGAAAUCAAGAAUGAAGUAAACUUGUUCAAGUUUGAUGAAAUGGUGGUACAUCCCUGCAGUAGGAUUUAUACACAUUUCUAUAGUAUUUGA
Molecule: messenger RNA, 984 nt
Organism: Lichtheimia ornata
Lineage: Eukaryota; Fungi; Mucoromycota; Mucoromycetes; Mucorales; Lichtheimiaceae
Exons: 1
Coding region: 1-984 (327 amino acids)
Source: RefSeq, a predicted model, not a curated record